UGUAUUAAUAAAGUGACACGACGACAGCUGAAACGUUGACAGUUCGAGUGUUUUACUUUGUUUUUAUAGAUUUGUUUUGCUGUUGAGUCGAAUUGCCUGUUGCUGCCAUGUCCGCUGCCAUUGACGAACUGCAGGCAAUCAUUGCCGAGCUGAAGUCGGAGCUCGAGGAGCAGAAAACGACGACGCGCAAUGCGCGCGAGCGCAUCGAACGCAUGUCCGCCGAAGUCGUCGAUUCCAAUCCAUACAGCCGCCUGAUGGCCCUGCAGCGCAUGAACAUCGUUAAGGAUUAUGAGCGCAUACGCGACAAGGCGGUGGCUAUUGUGGGCGUUGGUGGCGUUGGAAGUGUCACCGCCGACAUGUUGACGCGCUGUGGCAUUGGCAAGCUAAUACUGUUCGACUACGACAAGGUGGAGCUGGCCAAUAUGAACCGAUUGUUCUUCACACCCGACCAGGCAGGCCUGUCCAAAGUGGAGGCAGCGGCGCGCACAUUGAGCUUCAUCAAUCCCGAUGUGUGCAUUGAGACACACAACUACAACAUAACCACAGUGGAUAACUUCGAUCAAUUCCUGAGCACGAUCUCUGCGAGUGGCAUUGCGGUUGGCCAGCCCGUCGAUCUGGUGCUCAGUUGCGUGGACAACUUUGAGGCACGCAUGGCGAUCAAUGCCGCCUGCAAUGAGAAAAAUAUGAACUGGUUUGAAUCCGGCGUCUCGGAGAAUGCCGUUUCCGGCCACAUACAGUUCGUACGUCCCGGCGAUACAGCAUGCUUUGCCUGCGCCCCGCCUCUGGUUGUCGCUGAGAACAUUGACGAGCGGACGCUGAAGCGUGAGGGUGUCUGCGCAGCCUCUUUGCCCACAACGAUGGGCAUUACGGCUAGCCUCCUUGUCCAGAAUGCACUCAAGUAUUUGCUGAACUUUGGCGAGGUCUCUGACUAUUUGGGAUAUAAUGCGCUAAGCGAUUUCUUUCCCAAGAUGACUCUCAGGCCGAACACGCAGUGCGAUGAUCGCAAUUGUUUGGUGCGCCAGAAGGAGUUCCAUUUGCGUCCGAAGCCAGUCGAGAAGUUGGUGGAGGUGGAGGUAUCCGAUGAACCACUGCAUGCCUGCAACGAUUGGGGCAUUGAGUUGGUUGCAGAUAAUGUGCCGACAACGACGACCAAAUCCCCGGAAAAUACAAAUGUCGCCUUCGGUUUGCGUCUGGCGUAUGAGGCGCCGGAUAAGUCAGAGAAAUCAGAAACGACGGCUACUGCUGGUGAUGGGGUGUCGGAGGCGAGUCUGGAAGAAUUGAUGGCGCAAAUGAAGUCGAUGUAACAUAGCAGCUGAAAACAACUUCCAUAACUCCAUUAUUUGUAAUUAUAUAUUAACAAUUUACUUAUAAAACGAAUCACCAUUUUUUUUUUUAAUUAUCUAUCGAUAACAAAUGUUAUUAAGGGAAGUCUUAACAGUAGCAUACGUGGUACAAAUCUACCAAACCCGCAUCAAAAUGUUAAUAAAACAAACGUUAUUUCUGA
Molecule: messenger RNA, 1504 nt
Organism: Drosophila grimshawi
Lineage: Eukaryota; Metazoa; Arthropoda; Insecta; Diptera; Drosophilidae
Gene: Uba5
Product: ubiquitin-like modifier-activating enzyme 5
Exons: 2
Coding region: 108-1304 (398 amino acids)
Biological process (GO): protein ufmylation
Cellular component (GO): cytoplasm; cytosol
Molecular function (GO): UFM1 activating enzyme activity
Source: RefSeq, a predicted model, not a curated record